Messenger RNA from Nylanderia fulva, 5115 nucleotides. RefSeq lists its product as uncharacterized. Gene Ontology annotation, biological process: DNA integration. NCBI's taxonomy places the organism in Eukaryota, Metazoa, Arthropoda, Insecta, Hymenoptera, Formicidae. The record is from RefSeq and is a predicted model, not a curated record. Gene Ontology annotation, molecular function: nucleic acid binding.
AUGACUCUCGAAGCCCUUCUCGAUCGUCAGAAUGAACUUUUCGGCCUCAUCGCUCGCGCUUGCGAGAACCUACAAAAGCUCGGUCCUGCGAGGACCACCCGUGGUGCGGUGCAAAGUCGCUUAACAAUUUUAAAGGCUAAUUGGGAAAAAUUCCAGGCUCAACACGAAAAUCUAUACAAGCUGAAAUCGUCAGAAUUAAAGAAGCUGGACUACGUUGUCGAUAGGAUCUACGAGCAAUGCGAAGAGAAAUUUGCCGAAGCGCAAGGCACUAUGCUCACUAUCCUCGACAGUUUUGAACCACCUCAACAGAAUCCAUCAGCCGAAACUUUUAUGAACUCAUCGUCCGCAUCUCAUUCUCGACGUUUGCCUCGCAUCGAUUUACCGAAAUUUAACGGCGAAUAUUCGCAGUGGAGUCAUUUCAGAGAUCUCUUUGCCUCUAUGAUCAACGCGAAUACCGAUCUCUCUGCUGUCGAAAAGCUUCAUUAUUUAAAGAUGAGCCUAUCGAAUGAACCGGCUACUCUCUUGAAAGGCGUUGAGAUAUCAAGUGAAGGAUUCAAUCGCGCAUGGGAUACUCUCAUUGACCGUUACGACAACAAGCGUAUCCUGAUAGAGGCUCAGCUCUCCGCUCUGUUUUCGAUUUGCAAGGCGAAAUCCGAAUGUGCAUCGGAAGUGAAACGCCUUCUCUGCGAAUUGAAGGAAGCAAUCGGAGCCCUCGCUACAUUGGGCUGCCUAGUUCAUCACUGGGACAUCAUUCUCAUCUUUAUGACAGUGCGCAAACUAGAUGUCGAAUCUGUUAAGGAGUGGGAAAAAUCACUCGGAGCCACAUCGCAACCACCAUCGUUCGCCGACUUCGAGAAAUUUCUUCUCGGUCGUAUUCUCACUCUCGAAGCCUUCGAACGAACAACGAAUUCUCGGAAACAAAACGCAAGUGCACCUCGAUCUCCCGCUCACGCUCGGGCAUAUACCGCUACUGUGACUGAUCAAAAGUGUGCGUUGUGUUCAUCGGGACAUUACAUUGCCUCGUGUCCAAAGUAUCUCGAAAAGACACCCAUGCAGCGAAAGGAAGUAAUAAUUUCGAAAAAUCUCUGCUUUAAUUGUCUCGGGCCUCAUCAGAUAAAAUCAUGCCGCUCAACAAAACGCUGUCGUCUCUGCCACAAGCAACAUCACUCCACGUUACAUUAUCAAGCCGGUAACGCAGCGAUCGGUGCAGCAGCUGCACACUCAGACUCGUCGACGCCUGUCGUCAAGACAAUCACAUCGUCUCCGCCAGCAAUUCAUACUGCAGGUAUUCCGCCACACGAAUCUGUUGCUCCUCUACGGAAUACCGAGCAAAUCUCAAACUCCGUGACAUCAAGUCACGUCGCUCAAUCGCGGAUAAUCCGUCGCACUCCGGUUCUAUUAGCCACAGCUCUCGUAAACGUAGUGUCAUCAACCGGAGAUAUCUAUCAAGUGCGCGCUCUUAUCGAUCAAGGAUCGGAAGUCUCGUUUGUCUCGGAAUCGGUCGCCCAAUUAUUAAAACUCUCGCGUCAAGCGGCGGCUAUUCCGAUUCUCGGCAUCGGAGCUCAUCGCUCAAGCAUAUCAAACGGACUCGUCUGUCUCAAAGUGAUAUCUCAAGUGCAUAAAGACAGUUCUCUCGAAGUCGAUGCUCUCGUACUGCCGAAAUUAACGUCCUAUCUGCCUCCCGCGCGUGUCGAAUAUACUCAGUGGCCGCACAUACAAGGUCUCGAGCUCGCGGAUCCAAACUUCGCCACGCCCGAAAAAAUCGAUCUCAUACUAAGUGUAACGGUGCACGCUCAAAUACUCAAAGACGGUAUUCGUCGAGGAAAUAUCGGCGAACCCAUCGCUCAAGAAACGACUCUCGGAUGGGUGCUAUCAGGGCCCCUCUCAAAUGAUAAUGCGAAGACCAACGCCAUGGAAAACAACUCAGUCAUCGGUCUUCAGUGCUCUCUCGACUCUGAGCUCCUGGAGCUCCUUCAACGCUUCUGGACACAAGAAGAAAUCGCGCCUGCCUCUCAAAUCUCAAUGUCUCCAGAAGAAUCUCAGUGCGAAGAACAUUUCAAAACGACUCAUUCUCGCGACGUCAACGGACGAUUUGUGGUACGCUUGCCUCUCAAGAAGAGUGUUAGUGAAUUUGGUGACUCUCGCUCUAUCGCACUCAAGGCGUUGUAUCGCAUGGAAAAACGAUUCGAAUCGAAUCCAUCGCUCAAAAUCCAGUAUAUCGACUUUUUACUUUCUCCUUGUCGGGCCGAAACUACAAACGGAUCUCGCGGACAUCCUCAUCCGUUGGCGACGGCUCGAUACGUGUUCGCGGCCGAUAUCGAGAAAAUGUAUCGGCAGAUUCGCGUGCAUGAGGAUGAUUGGCCGUUACAGAAAAUUCUUUGGCGGGACUCUCUCGACGAAAGGCCUCAAGAAUAUGCAUUGUGUACCGUAACGUACGGCCUCGCGUGUGCUCCAUAUCUCGCGCUACGCUGUUUACGGCAACUCGCUCUCGAUUACGAUUCGACUCGCCCUCAUGCUUCCGAAACUCUUCGUCGCGACACAUACGUCGAUGAUAUUCUCUCCGGCGACGAAAGCAUCUCUCAGGCGAAAGAAAAAAUCUCGCAACUAAGAACUACUCUCACGGCGGGCGGCUUUACGCUCCGAAAAUGGAUCGCUAACGAUUCAAAUCUGCUCGACGAUAUCCCUGCCUGCGAUCGCGAAACAUCUCCUACGCUCUCGGUCAACGACAGUGCGAUACAUCAUACUCUCGGUGUGCGUUGGGAACGCAAAUCAGACAGUUUCGUGUUUUCUCCGCCGUCGCUCGCGAUCUCGAAAAAUCGCGUUACAAAACGCUCAGUGCUAUCGCUUAUCGCACGCAUGUUUGAUCCACUCGGAUGGAUUACGCCUAUCACAGUUACCGCAAAGCUGUUCAUGCAAGAACUGUGGGCCAUACGUCUCGACUGGGACGACGAACUCCCGGAAGAUUUAAAGUCACGAUGGACAAUCUACGUCGCUCAACUCACAUGCAUCUCUCGUCUCGCUAUCUCGCGUUGGUUUGGAACAAGUGCUUCGAAUCUCGCCGUGGAAGUGCACGGUUUCGCGGACGCAUCUCAAAGUGCACUCGCCGCGGUCGUUUAUCUCCGCGUUCUCAGUGACAUCGACGACGCUCAAAUAAAACUCAUUUGCUCAAAGACUAAAGUUGCCCCUCUCAAACGAAUGACUAUACCGCGUCUCGAACUCUCAGCCGCAGUGCUGCUCGUGCGUCAAGUUCUCAAAAUUCGCGAAGUGCUUGAACUACAAACCGCGCCAACCCAUCUCUGGACCGAUUCGACGGUCGCUCUUACGUGGAUCAAAAGUCAUCCAUCCCGGUGGAAAGACUUCGUACGGAAUCGUGUCUCGUUUAUUCAAGAGCUCUCAAACUCUAGAUGGCAUCACGUCUCCGGGAAGGAGAAUCCCGCUGAUCUAGCAUCACGAGGCGUGACUCCUCAACGUCUUCAACAAAACGAACUCUGGUGGACCGGUCCUCAUUGGUUACAUACGCAUUCGACAUCUUGGCCGUCUUCAAUUCCGAUUCUCGAGUCUACGGACAACCUCGAAGAACGGCCUCCGCAGUGUACAACUGCAUUGGAAAAUCAUGAACAUAAACUUUCGAUGCUCGAUCGAUACUCAUCGCUGACGACCCUCAUCAGAACUACCGCCUGGGUCCAGCGUGCUCUUCAACUCUUUCGGAAAUCUGUCGCAUCACGCUCAUCUCACGAGCCUCUCACCGUCGAAGAGUUAGAAUCAGCGCUAAUGCUGUGGGUUAAACUCACGCAGCAAAUUUACUUCUCAUCCGAAAUCAAAACCUUGAAGAGCCAACGAUCACUCUCAACCUCGAGCUCUCUCUAUCGUCUAACGCCAUUCCUCGACAGCGAAGGACUUUUGCGUUUACGCGGACGUUUAUUCCGGUCACAACUAGAUCCAGAAGAAAAACAUCCUUUGAUCUUACCUCGAAAAUGUCGCUUAUCCAUUCUCGUGAUGGAUUAUCAUCACCGAAAGACUCUCCACGGCGGACCGCAGUUAACGUUAUCUUCGAUUCGUCAAAGGUUUUGGAUUAUCGGCGGUCGCGUUCCUAUCAGAGCAUUCAUCCACAAGUGCGUGAUUUGUGCUCGUCAUCGUGCUACUACUGGUCAACAAGCUGUAGGACAGCUUCCAGCAUCACGAGUCGUUCCGCGCCGACCGUUCUUCAACUCUGGAGUCGAUUAUGCCGGGCCACUGACUCUCAAAACUUUUCGCGGACGAGGCUGCAGAACGUACAAGGGAUAUUUCAUCAUUUUCGUUUGUUUCAGUACGUCUGCGAUACAUCUGGAAGUCGCGACUGACUAUUCUACGGACGGCUUUCUGGCGGCGUUCAGGCGAUUUACCGGACGGCGAGGCAUAUGCUCUACUCUGACUAGUGAUUGUGGCACGAAUUUGAUCGGUGCCGACGCAGAACUCAAACGGAUGUUCACGGCAUCUUCUCGCGAGUGGGCUCACAUCGCUAACAUUCUCGCAAAUGACGGAGUGAAGUGGAGUUUUAAUCCACCCUCCGCCCCCCAUUUUGGAGGAAAAUGGGAAGCUGAGGUGAAAUCCGUCAAAUUUCACUUGCGGCGAGUUCUCGGCGACGCUCGCCUCACCUAUGAAGAACUGACAACGCUCUUAGUGCAAAUCGAGGCGAUUCUGAACUCUCGCCCGCUCACUGCACUCUCAGAUGAUCCGUCGGACCCUACCGCUCUCACGCCUGGGCACUUUCUCGUCGGGUCCACUCUCGCUACCGUGCCGGAACCUUCGCUUCAAGAGGUACCUCAAAACCGGUUGUCACGUUGGCAACUAUUGCAAUGUAUGAAGGAAUCAUUCUGGCAACGAUGGUCGUCAGAAUAUUUACAGCAGCUACAGACUACCUCGAAACAAUAUCGACCUCAAGAUGCCUUUCGAAAAGGCGCUCUCGUUCUAAUCAAGGACGAACGAUUUCCUCCAACUAAGUGGCCUCUCGCACGCAUUACUGACGUGCACCCUGGAGUCGACGGACUUAUUCGAGUUGCCACAGUGAAAACAGCUACCUCAAGUUUUAAGAGACCUAUAGUGAAAUUGUGUUUGCUGCCGAUCGAAACUCAAUAG